GGUGUGGUGCAGAAAGAUGGACGGGAGCACGAGCGCGCUGAGCAGCGAGACGCAGGGCGGCCUCCUCGUCGUCGUCAUCGACACCAACCCCGUGCACUGGAUGCGCCACGUGGCAGGCCAGCCACGCGAGUUCGGCCUCAAGCAUGCGAUCGAGAGCAUGCUCCUGUACGUGAACGCGUACCUGCUGCUGCACCGCAACAACCGACUCGUGAUCCUCGCCGCCCACACGGGCAAGAGCGUCUUCCUCUUCCCCGACCCGGAGGGCACGAACCGCAAUGGCACGGCCGAGCAGUUUGCGAAGGUCAAGGAGCAGGUAUGGCGCAAGCUGCUCGAGCUGAGCGAGACGCCUGUGACCGAAGGCAACGCCAACACGUCGCUCUCUGCCGGGCUCUCGCUCGCCCUUUGCUUCAUCAACCGCGCAAUGAACGAGCAGCGCGACUUGCGCCCGCGCAUCCUCUCGAUCCAAGCCUCGCCCGACUUUGCCGCGCAGUACAUUUCCAUCAUGAACUGCAUCUUCUCGGCGCAGAAGAAGCACGUGCCGAUCGACGCGUGCGUUCUCAGCGACGAGCCGUCGUCGUUUCUCCAGCAGGCCGCGUACCUCACCGGCGGCAUCUACUUCAAGCCGCGCGACGUCGAUGGCCUCGUCCAGUACUUCCUCACAAUCUGGCUCGCCGACACGAGCACGCGCGCGCUCCUCAAGCUCCCGAGCCAGGGCAGCGUCGACUUCCGCGCCAUGUGCUUUUGCCACAAGAAAACGAUCGCCACCGCGUUCGUGUGCCCGGUCUGCCUCUCGCUCUUCUGCGAAUUCCAGCCCAUUUGCUCGACGUGCGGCAUCCGCAGUCACAUUGCGCCGCCCCGCCGCAAGCGCGUGCGUCCGACAACGUAGCCUUCGAUGAACCACUUGGACGACGAUUGUAUCAACUUGAUACGGUACGGGUGUGUCG
Molecule: messenger RNA, 944 nt
Organism: Saprolegnia parasitica CBS 223.65
Lineage: Eukaryota; Oomycota; Saprolegniomycetes; Saprolegniales; Saprolegniaceae
Exons: 4
Coding region: 17-886 (289 amino acids)
Biological process (GO): nucleotide-excision repair; regulation of DNA-templated transcription
Cellular component (GO): transcription factor TFIIH core complex; transcription factor TFIIH holo complex
Source: RefSeq, a predicted model, not a curated record